Molecule: messenger RNA, 600 nt
Organism: Aspergillus mulundensis
Lineage: Eukaryota; Fungi; Ascomycota; Eurotiomycetes; Eurotiales; Aspergillaceae
Product: med21 domain-containing protein
Exons: 2
Coding region: 1-600 (199 amino acids)
Biological process (GO): regulation of transcription by RNA polymerase II
Cellular component (GO): mediator complex
Molecular function (GO): transcription coregulator activity
Source: RefSeq, a predicted model, not a curated record
AUGGCCGACAUUUUGACCCAACUCCAAACAUGCCUUGACCAGCUCGCAACCCAAUUCUACGCCACAAUCGGCUACCUAACAACCUACCACGACAACUCCCCCGCGAUCCCACCCCCAACCCCCACAUCCGCGCCCGCCCUAGCAAAGAUCCAAAAGAACUCUACAAACCCGCCUAUCCCCGCCAGCGCAGCCGCAAUCCUCUCGCAAGCUUCGCCGUCCGCUGCCGCAGGCGCAGUAACACCGGGUCCACCUGCCCCGGGCGCUGCAGCAGGAGCUGGAGGAGACGAAGCAGGGGCAACAGCCGGAAUCGAAGAAGGCCUCCCGCCGCGCCCGGACUCCCCGCGCACGUUCGCGGCGCGACAGCGCGAAUUAGCGCGUGACCUGGUCAUCAAGGAGCAGCAGAUCGAGUAUUUAAUUUCGGUGCUGCCUGGGAUCGGGUCUUCGGAGCAGGAGCAGGAGAGGCGCAUAAGAGAGUUGGAAGGGGAGUUAAGGGAGGUUGAGGAGGAGAGGGAGAGGAAGGUUAGAGAGUUGAGGGUGCUUAGGAGGAGAGUUGAGGGGGUUUUGGGGGCUGUCGAGUGCGGAAUUUAUGGAGGACGAUAA